Staurois parvus is the source of this 306-nucleotide messenger RNA. The record is from the annotation of a GenBank genome assembly. Lineage: Eukaryota; Metazoa; Chordata; Amphibia; Anura; Ranidae.
CAGGGGCGGACUGACAACUCAUGGGGCCCCCCGGGCAACAGGGGAUCAUGGGGCCCCUGUGUCCUUGCCCAAACUCAAAAAAGCCUAUGAAAAAGGUACCAGGGGCAUCUCAUGGGCCCCCUACUGACCCCAGGCCCUCGGGCAGUGCCCGAGUUUCCAAAUGGUCAGUCCACCUCUGGUUGGUAUAUAUCUACUAAGAGUGAGAAAGUUAGGCAGAUCUACAUAUACCAUACACUAUACCAAUUUUACCAGAUAUUAUACUAUAUUGUAACAAUACUUAUAUAAUUUUAUUUUAUUUAAACUUUG